Messenger RNA from Sclerotinia borealis F-4128, 2568 nucleotides. Lineage: Eukaryota; Fungi; Ascomycota; Leotiomycetes; Helotiales; Sclerotiniaceae. The record is from the annotation of a GenBank genome assembly.
AUGACUCCUACACCCCCUUCCACUACAUCUUCAAGCGCCGGAGGUCACUCUCCAGAAGGCCAAUAUCGGGUUGUACGAAAGAGAAACAGGAUUCCCCUAUCAUGUGGGCCUUGCCGGCAUAGAAAGUUGAAAUGUAAUAGGUCACAUCCAUGCGAGAAUUGCACGAGGAGAGGUGACGCUUCCUCGUGCUCGUAUGCUUCACCGGGCACACGCAAGAAGAAUCAAAGUCAAGGAGCAACUAGUCCCGAUGAUAUGCAAAAUCGUAUUGACCGUUUAGAAGGCUUAGUCUUAUCCUUGAUGACAAAUGGUGCCUCGUCUGCAGGCCCAGUCGCCGCCGUUGCUGCCAUUAACCGUUCUCAAAGCGAUAGUGCGGCUUCAUCCUUUCCUCCCGAUCUGGAACAAGACGACGACAUGAUCAAAGAAGAGGAUGAUGAAGAUAGCGAUGUGGAUGGUGUUGCUAACUCACUGGGUGUAAUGAAAGUUGAUCCCGAUAAAGGAAAAACAACAUAUUUAGGAGAUUCGCAUUGGCACUUGGUCUUAGCAGAUAUCGCAGAAGUUAAGAACUAUUUCAAUAGUCACAAAAAGGAACUCGAAAACAAAUACGAAAAAAUCAAAUCUCAAAAGCCACAUGCCAGUGAUGGUCCUACAUUUCUAUUCGGUGCACAUACACCGGCUACAGAUGAUGAUAUCCGAAAGGCACUCCCUUCCAAAUCCGAAGUUGAUAAACUCGUCACGAGAUAUUUCAACACAUACGACCCGGCUCUACACAUCAUACACUCUCCAACUUUUCACAAGGAGCUGCAAACUCAUUGGCAAGAUCCGGCGAAAACCUCGAUAGUAUGGAUCGGCCUUUUGUAUUCAAUUCUCUGCUUAGCCAUGCAGUCAUACCAAAAGAUUGGGGAUGAACCACCGGAAUGGAAAGGUCGUACUCUUGAUGUAGCUGGUGAAUUUAGGCUGCGCACGGUCCAAUGUCUUGUAAAUUCCGAUUAUACCAAGUCAUCACUCUACACGAUUGAGACGUUGAUUCUAUACGUACACGGCGAAUAUUCGAGCCGGUGGGAUGCUGAAGUGGGGCUUUGGGUCAUUAUCGGCAUGAUCACUCGACUAUCGAUGCGGAUGGGCUAUCAUCGGGACCCAAGCAAUUUCCCUGGUAUCUCUCCUUUCCAAGGUGAAAUGCGUCGUCGAAUAUGGGGAUUUGUCCGCGCCUUGGAUACGAUGUUCUCCUUCCAAUUAGCACUUCCAAGUAUGAUCCGUGAUAGCGACUGUGAUACAAAACCUCCUCGCAACAUAUUUGAAGAUGAAUUCGGUCCGGAUUCGAAAGUUUUACCACCCGCGAGACCGAAUACCGAGCCUACUCCUAUAUCCUACAUGCUCGCCAAAGUCAACAUAGCGAUAGAACUGAACUGCAUCCUAGAGGAAAUACAAAGUGUCAAUCCUAAGGGCAUUGCGUAUGAUGAUGUUCUUGCACGCGAUACUAAAUUGUGGGAAUUGAAGCGCAAUCUUGCUCCUCAUCUUCGAAUCCGACCCUUGGAAGAAUGCACGCAUGAUCCUGCGACACUUUUGAUGCACAGAUUCAAUGUGGAUAUCAUGUGGCAGAAGACUAUGUGUGUCCUUCAUCGAAAAUACCUUGCACGUGCGAGACAAAACCCUCGCUACAAUCAUUCCCGUCAAGCCUGUGUUGAUGCUGCGAUGCAAAUUCUUCGACACCAACACAAACUUCAUCUUGAAUCCAAACCUGGGGGACAAUUGCGCUCAAUGAGAUGGGCCAUUUCAUCCCUUACCAAGCAUGAUUAUCUACUCGCUGCAAUGAUAGUAUGCCUAGAACUUCAUUAUGAUACUCUUUCGAAAUCGAAUCCCCAGGGUCUGGCGAACGAUAGACAUUUCUGGAAACCAGAACAACUUACCGAUAUGCUCAAAGCUCUUGAAACCUCCCAAAAAAUCUGGAGUGAGACCAUGGGAGAAUCGAUGGAGGCAUUUAAAGCAUGCAAAACAUUGAAUAUCAUUCUCGAGAAGCUAAAGGCCAGCCGGGCACCAGCCACUACUCCUUCUACCGCACCUAUGACCACCGCCGAAGCUUUCUCACAAUUCGAUGAUGAAAGCCUCAGACCCGAGCACUCGGCGGCUAUGACUCUGGGCAUGCUUUCUGGUGGUCUAUCGCCGAAUUCGGCAGCUAUCUUGAACAGCAUGGGUCAAUCUUCAACAGGAUAUGCCAACAUGGACUUGAACAUGACUGAAUCGAGCGGAAGCGGUCUCACACCAUUCGCACUCGAUAAUAAUAUGAAUCCUUUCGCCACCAUAAAUGCCGGCGCAUCUCCCUUUUCCAUGUUCGGCAACGCCGGUAAUGCUCCUGGGAUGAUGGAUCUGCCGGCAAAUAUCGACUGGGAACAAUGGGAUCAAUUUAUCGGCAAUGGAAAUGCUAUUGAUCCGGCCUUUCAAUUCUAUCCGACGAAUCUGGAACCUUCACCUCCUGGUGGGGACGGCCAACAACAACAACAACAACAACAACAAUAUGACCCGUCAAAUCCAUUCGGUGGUCCUUUUAUGGGGGCAAAUACUCCGGGGAGAUGA